Molecule: messenger RNA, 1112 nt
Organism: Pezoporus occidentalis (night parrot)
Lineage: Eukaryota; Metazoa; Chordata; Aves; Psittaciformes; Psittacidae
Product: protein ABHD12B-like
Exons: 2
Coding region: 341-658 (105 amino acids)
Source: RefSeq, a predicted model, not a curated record
GUAGACCAAGAGCAGUGCUUACUUCAUUGCAUGGGUGGCACUGGUAGAGCACCCAUCUGAUGGCCCCUGCUGUAGGCUUGCAGAGGAGGCAUUGAGGUACCUUUUCCAUUGGUGCUUUGUGUUGCGCAAGCUGUUGCAACACGUGGGCACGCACAGUGCCAGUGGGGUUAGAAAUCUGUGUGGGAGGAGGUGGCCGAGGGCUGUGCUCACUUCCCCACUCUUGAGCUGGGCUGAGAGUGGCCCUGGGGUUCCAGACUAAUAAUUUAAAACCAGUAACAUCCUGCUUUGGAACAAACGCAUUAAAGCAGCUGGGUGUGAUGAUUCCUGGGUUGCCCCAGUGAUGGCUGUGAUUUUUUCCCCAGUGGCCUUUCCUUUCUUUGUUGACUUUCGUCAGCCGGAGCUGCUGCUGAACAACACCAUCAACCUGUACCUCACGACCGAGCCGGGUGUGAUGGUUGGCAUCUGGCACACCGUGCCAGACAGCAGAGGUGCUGAGGCACGGGGCAAGGACCAGAAGUGGUACGAGGAAGCACUUGGCGACGAUCACCCCGUGAUCAUCUACCUGCACGGCAAUGGGGGGACCAGGCGAGUACGUGUGAGCGCCCCUGCCUCUGCCAGGAGAGGAGGCUGCUCCCACACAGCAUCUCUGCUGGGGUGAGAACUAGCAAACUCCAUGCAGCAGCCAGCAGUGCUCUGUGGGGCUGUGAGGAUGGUGGUGGAACCACCUGGUUGAGGAGAGGUGGGUUGGACAUGUCACACCAUGAAAUCCCUAUAUUCUGAUUUAUGUUUGCCCAUCUUACUCAUGCUUUAAGAAUGGCUUUUUAUCUGCAUAGCGUAACCAACCAUUUUGGUACAGAGCUAAGCCUAUGUCUGCACACCAUUCCAGGGCCCAAGGCCUGUGUUUGGGGAUUGGUCGCUUACUUGGUAUCACCAUCCUACCACAUCAUUUCCCCUGUGCUCCCUGUGAUGACUGCAAGAGCCAAAGCCCCCAGUACUGUCGUGUUGGCCACUAGCUUUAUUCACGCAAACACAAGGGCAGUGUAUUUCCUCAGCAGGCAGAACUAAUUCAAAGGCUCCAGCCUGGAAAUAAAACAAGGAUAUAUUCUUUUCAA